AUGAAAUCACUUCUUUGGGAAUUGCCAAUAAGUGAAAUAUAUACUCUUCAAGAAAAGCUUAAGCAUAAAGAAAAUAUAAAUGAAUUGUGUAUUGAAGGAAUGGAACAUUUAAUUGCUUGUUUAGAUAUAUACUUAAAUGAUAUAUCUAAUGCAUCGGCAAAUGAAGAAAUUUAUUUAAAGAUUUAUGCUAACGAAACACUGUCAAAUAGAGAAAUCGUAUAUGCAACAAGUAAAUUUCAUGGUUAUGCAAGAUUUAGUGAUAUUGCAAUUGCAAUGGGUGAUACAAAUUAUUUAACUGACGGUAUUAAUGUUAAUUGA
Molecule: messenger RNA, 318 nt
Organism: Rhizophagus irregularis DAOM 181602=DAOM 197198
Lineage: Eukaryota; Fungi; Glomeromycota; Glomeromycetes; Glomerales; Glomeraceae
Source: RefSeq, a predicted model, not a curated record